UUGCUUAAAAUUUAUUGAAAUAAUCUAAAAUGGGAAGUUCUAAGUCAAAAGAGAUUAUCAGAGGUGAUCUGACAGACGACCAGGAGGAGCUGAUCGAUUCUAUUUUCAAACAAAUCGACAUAGAUGACUCGAAGACCAUCGAUAUAGAGGAAGCCGCUAAGUAUUGGGAAAGCUGUUUCGCGAAAAUUAAUGCAAAGGAAUUAUUCAAAAGCGUUGACUUCAACGAUGACGGAGAGAUCUCCUACGAUGAGUGGAUCGACUUCUGGAGGAUCGUCAAAGGAGCAGGGCAUACAGAUGAGGAGAUCAUGGAAGAAUUAGAGAAUUUACGAGAUAAACAAUCCUGGGUUGGAUUUAGCGGCCUUCCUAAAAUGAACUAA
Moneuplotes crassus is the source of this 377-nucleotide messenger RNA. NCBI's taxonomy places the organism in Eukaryota, Ciliophora, Spirotrichea, Euplotida, Euplotidae. The record is from the annotation of a GenBank genome assembly.